Aspergillus wentii DTO 134E9 is the source of this 1208-nucleotide messenger RNA. Its product is annotated as 5'-methylthioadenosine/S-adenosylhomocysteine nucleosidase family protein. Gene Ontology annotation, molecular function: catalytic activity. Gene Ontology annotation, biological process: nucleoside metabolic process. The coding region runs from base 121 to 1143 and encodes 340 amino acids. The transcript has a single exon. Lineage: Eukaryota; Fungi; Ascomycota; Eurotiomycetes; Eurotiales; Aspergillaceae. The record is from RefSeq and is a predicted model, not a curated record.
AAAAAAAAAAAAACAAAAAAAAAGAAAGAAAACUAAAUGGCGCUGCGUCGUUUCCGCCCGGAUGAAUACUCGAUCGGAUGAGUUUCAGCCCUUCCCAUUGAAUUAGCCGCGGCGACAGUCAUGCUGGAUGAAGAACAUGAAAGUCUUCCCUGUGCCCCAGGCGACGAUAUCCUGUAUACACUUGGCUCGAUCGGGGGACAUAAUGUGGUUCUGGUCUGUCUGCCAGCUGGAGAAGUUGGGACCAGCUCUGCCGCCACCGUUGCCAUGCGAAUGAAAUCCAUCUUUCCCUCCAUUCAAUUCGGGCUGAUGGUGGGGAUCGGAGGAGGCGUGCCCACCGCGAGUUCUGACGUGCGGCUGGGCGAUGUCGUGGUGAGUCAACCAGUCAGUCAUCACGGCGGAGUGGUCCAGUAUGACAUGGGCAAAACAACCCCCGACGGCUUUGUUCGCACUGGCUAUCUCAACCGACCGCCUGCUCUCUUAUUGAGCGCUCUGUCCAACGUGCAGGCCCGUCAUUUCCGAGGUAAAAGUACCCUUGCCUCGCAUCUAAACCUGUUUGAUGAUAUCCCGGAGUUCAGCCGGGACGAGGCUGGGGCCGAUCUCCUCUUCCAACCAGCUUAUCACCAUGUCAACGGCGGCUACACAUCGACCUGUCAGUCUUGUCACACAGAUCAGCUCAUCCCCCGGACCCCUAGGAAGAAACAGCCUGUCCGGGUGCACUACGGGACAAUUGCGUCAGGGAACCAAGUCAUGCGUGACGGCGUCACCCGCGAACACAUCAGCACGCAGCUAGGGGGCAUUUUAUGUUUUGAGAUGGAGGCUGCAGGGCUCAUGAAUAGCUUUCCCUGCUUGGUGAUUCGUGGGAUUUGCGACUAUGCCGAUUCCCACAAGGAUAAACGGUGGCAGCCGUAUGCGGCCUCCACAGCGGCUGCAUACGCCCGGGAGAUUCUCUCGGUCAUUCCGGUCCAUUCAGUGGCGAAGAGAACAGCCCACGAAGGAGGGGAUUCUGAUGCCAGGAGAGGAGAAGAGGCUAAGCUGAACUGCCAUCAUAAACCCGCACCGGAUGUGGCCUUUUCAGGAACCAAUAAUUCAAAGAUGCAAAUCGGGAUGAAUUAUGGGACUAUCAGUGGGUUUAGCAUCAGCUGAGACAUUUUUAGAUUCUAUCCCACAAUAUACAGUGAGGCUACUUUGUUCUUUCAGAUAUAGACCAG